This is a messenger RNA of Daktulosphaira vitifoliae (grape phylloxera), 2651 nucleotides long. RefSeq names its product UDP-glycosyltransferase UGT5-like. Gene Ontology annotation, molecular function: UDP-glycosyltransferase activity. The record is from RefSeq and is a predicted model, not a curated record. NCBI's taxonomy places the organism in Eukaryota, Metazoa, Arthropoda, Insecta, Hemiptera, Phylloxeridae. Bases 1100 to 2611 code for a protein of 503 amino acids. The transcript has 4 exons.
UCAAGUACGCCUCUGACCGAAAUAGUAAAAGGCUGGUAAAAUUAAACUAGUUAAUUCUAUUAGUUUUUAAGUUUAAGGAAGAUACUAUUUUUAGAAUGACAGUCUUCAUGUAUUUUUAUCUAUAUUUCUCCUUGGUUUGUUAAUUAACAAAAUUUUCUUUUUUUGUUAUUGGAAGAAUUCCACUUCUGAUAAUGCUAAUAUAUAAUAAUACGGUACAGUGAAUUCCUUAUAAUAAUGAAUUUACAUUGAUACAAUUCUCAAAAUUGCUACUAUGUUUAAGUUUUUUAUUACUACAAAAAUAUAAUUUAAAUUAAAUUAAAAAGACAAGUAUAUUUUUUUACUUAAAUAAUUUAUAAAACAGAUUAAACGAUUGUUUAAAAAAAUAUAAAAAAACAUCUAACUAAAGAAAAAUAAUUUUUAAAUCAAUACCUCCUCAACUUCACACCAAAAUUCAUGAGAAUAAAUAAUUUAUUGUAUUUGAGGAAAGCAGGCUUCUUGAUCAUAUAUUUAAAAGAAAUAACGAUAUUUAUGAAAAUAAAAUAGUUAACGUUUUAAAAGAUAUAAUAAAUCAAGAUAAUAGUGAAACCAAACUCAAAAUAUUAUUGUAAAUAUGUGUAAAACAAUAUUUUGUUUCUCUCCGAGAAAUUUGCUUUAUUAUAAUGAUUAUUUAAUAAUUUUUUUUUCUCUAAUGCAUUUUUUAAAAUGGCAAAGACGAAAUGGUCUUAAAACUAUUGAAAUGACGAAUCAAAUUAAAAAUAAAAUUUUAGUUUCAAAUUCCUUAUUUUUUAAGAAUAUGGUACAUAAACAGCGUAAAAUUCUUUUUUUUGCUUUAUUGAAAAGCAACGUAUUUGUUGACUUAUGCCCUUUAACUUAUGUACCGCCCAAUUAUAUCGUAUUUUAAUAUUGAUAUAUUUUAUCUGAAAAUACAAUCGUAUUAAAAUGUGUAAUGUUUUUAUACCUUUUAUCAUAAAAUACUAUUUGUAAUGGUAUAAGUAAUGAAAACUGAAACUAAUAAUAUUAUAACAAGUUACAAAUUCAUUAUUAAGUUAAAUGAGAUAAUAUGUAAAUUGUUUUCUAAAGCUUUUUAUUUUAUAAUAUAAUGAUUAUUUUAUUAAUAAUAUUAAGUUUUAGUUUUAUAACUUGUUCAAAUUCAGCUGAUAUAUUAGUAAUAUUUCCAACAACUGCUCAGAGUCAUUACCGUGUUAUUCAACCACUUAUCCAUAGUCUUUUGGAUAGAGGACAUAGUAUAUUAUCAAUUACAAAUUUUCCUGAUUCUGAAUAUAGAGCUAAUUUGUCUCAUAUUGACAUUUCUAGACUUAAACCUCAUACUAAAUUUAGUGCUGGAUCUCAUACUUUGUUUCCAAGUAAUACUUUUACUCGCAUAAUUAAUAAUUUAGAUAAUUAUGGAAGAAUUCUUAACUAUAAACCAGUAGUAAAGCUUUUACAAUCCAAACGAAAGUUUGAUUUGGUAAUUGUUGAAAUUAUGACUUCGACGCCAAUUUUUACACCUAUUGCUGGAGUAGUAAAUGCACCAAUUAUAGGUGUUUGUCCAAUGUUUUUAUUUCCAUGGAUUAAGAAGGUGAUUGGAGAGCCAGAAGUAGUAUCCUAUAUGCCAAACUUUUUUCCAAUGUCUAACUAUACAACAGAAAGUUCAGUCAUUCAACGAACUAGUAACACUCUAUUUCAUUUGUUUUAUACAGGAUUAUUUGACUGGUUGUUUUCUAUAAAAGUACCAGUCAAAGUUGAAAAACAUUAUGGCAUUAGGCUAUCUACAUUAGAAUCUAUGAGUAAUAUAAGUUUAAUACUUCUUAACUCACACUUAAGUAUUUUUCCAGCUGUACCUCAUGCGCCUGGAAUCAUAGAAAUUGGAGGCAUUCAUAUUGUAGACGUCAAACCUAUUCCUAAAGAUUUGGAAGAAUUUAUUGAUGAUUCUAAAAAUGGUGUUAUCAUAUUUAGUUUGGGAUCUAUUGUUUCUGAGGAUACAAUAGGACAAGACAAAUUAGAUUCUAUAUUUGACAUAUUUUCUAUGCUAAAAGAAAGAAUAAUAAUGAAAUUAGAUUUAAAAAAUAAUAUUACUUCACCUUCAAAUGUGAAAAUUGUCAAAUGGUUACCCCAAAGAGACCUCUUAGCUCACCCUAAGGUAUUAUUGUUUAUUUCACAUGGAGGCUUAAUGAGUGUUUUUGAAGCAGUUCAUUGUGGAAAACCAAUAGUUGGUAUACCAAUUUUUGGUGAUCAACCAGCCAAUAUUAAGUAUUUGGUUUAUAAAAAAGUAGCAGUUUUAGUUAGUUAUGAAAACCUUGGUACAUCAAUAUUUAAUGAGGCAAUUCAAACUGCAUUAUCUACAGAAUUUAGAAAAAAUAUGAAACAGCUUCAACAACUUUACUUUGAUAGACCACAAUCCCCUUUACAAACUGCAUUAUUUUGGACUGAAUAUGUGCUUAAAAAUGAAAACUCAAUUCCAGAUGUCUUGAAAACUAAACAAAUUUAUUUAAAUUGGUUUCAAACCUAUUUAUUAGAUAUAAGUGUCACUCUAACUCUUAUUUGUUUGCUUACAAUUUACUUUUUAAAAACUGUAUUUGUGUUCUUUAAUAAUUAUUCAUACAAUAAUUAAUUUAUUAAAAUAUAAUAUUUAUUAAAACCAAAAUUUGUGU